CUGCCUCUAAUUGGUCAAGGUCACACUUCAGUGACAAAUUGAAGUGUGACAUUCUCCUUAACAACCAUAGUGAGUCAUUCAACAAAAGUCUACUGGAGGCAAGAAAAAAGCCAAUUAUCCCCUGUUUGGAGGAUAUUAGGAUUGCACUUAUGGUGAGGUUGAAUAAUAGGAGAAAUGCUGCAGCUAAGUGGAGAUGCAACGUUGGACCCAGAAUUGAAAAGCUUUUGAAGAAGAAUGCUACCUGGAGUCAUGAUUACAAGGCGCUGCAGUCAAGUGAGCAGAGGUUUGAUUUGCAAGGAAGAGGGGUUGCAUGUGAGAGUGGAGUAAUCAGUCAACAUUUUGUUCAACUAGAUAUGAAGUCAUGCACUUGCAGAAGAUGGGAUCUCUCUGCACUCCCAUGUGGACAUGUUAUAGCAGCACUUUAUAGCAAAGGUUGGAGCCCAGAUGACUUUGUCUCUGAGUGGUAUACUAAGAAGAAAUAUUUGGAGGCAUAUGAGGUUGUCAUAAAUCCCAUUGCUGGUGUGGCUGAAUGGGAAAAAAAGGAUAGGUCAAUAGCACCUCCAUUGUAUAGGAGGCAGCCAGGGAGGCCCAAAAGCAAGAGGACCAAAGAACCAGGUGAGGAACCCCUACUAGCUGGAGUUGAAAGGCUCCCAAAAAGCUACUACUCUCAGAUCACUUGUGGCACAUGUCACCAGAAGGGUCAUAAUAAGAGGACUUGUCAAAGAAGGAACCAAGUAACCACAUUAACUCCCUAA
Molecule: messenger RNA, 755 nt
Organism: Rosa rugosa (rugosa rose)
Lineage: Eukaryota; Viridiplantae; Streptophyta; Magnoliopsida; Rosales; Rosaceae
Exons: 2
Coding region: 150-755 (201 amino acids)
Molecular function (GO): zinc ion binding
Source: RefSeq, a predicted model, not a curated record